AUGUUGUCUCUCAACCAUCGUAUUGGCGCAUCCAGGGGCUUUAUUCGCGCAUUCUCGACCACUCCUUCGCGCAAUGCAGACCUUGCGAAAUUAAUUCUCAUUGGGCGCCUGGGAAAAGAUCCUGAGCUGCGUUUUACAAAAAGUCAGAAGGAAUAUGUUCAAUACACCGUAGCGACGACAAACUACCCACCACCGCCCCCCAACGCGUCUGGCUCACGGAAUGAGGCCAAAACCACAUGGCAUACCGUGCUGUCCUUUAACCCUGGCGUGAACAAUUACCUCCGCAUGCUUAAGAAGGGAUCUCAAGUAUUUGUCGAGACGAACUUCGAACUUCGGGAACCCGACCCAAAUGCAGACCCAGAUACCCCUCAGGGCCAACGACAGAUAUUUCUGCGCCAUGAAUCUAUCAGAGUGUUGAAGUCGCCGAGAAGUACAUCGGAGGAAGAGAAUGAGUCGCUAGAGUGA
This is a messenger RNA of Fibroporia radiculosa, 465 nucleotides long. RefSeq lists its product as uncharacterized. The coding region runs from base 1 to 465 and encodes 154 amino acids. Lineage: Eukaryota; Fungi; Basidiomycota; Agaricomycetes; Polyporales; Fibroporiaceae. Gene Ontology annotation, molecular function: single-stranded DNA binding. Gene Ontology annotation, biological process: mitochondrial DNA replication; positive regulation of helicase activity. Gene Ontology annotation, cellular component: mitochondrial nucleoid. The transcript has 5 exons. The record is from RefSeq and is a predicted model, not a curated record.